UCAAGUUGUUAUCUGACAGCCUGUUACUUGCUACUAGAAAAAAGCCGGAGUUGUCCUGAACCCCGGGACUCCAUUGAGUACCAUAGAGUAUGUUCUUGAUGUGGUUGAUUUGGUAUUGAUUAUGUCUGUAAAUCCCGGGUUUGGUGGGCAAAGCUUCAUAGAAAGCCAAGUAAAGAAAAUAGUGGAGUUGAGAAGAUUGUGCGCUGAGAAGGGAGUGAACCCAUGGAUUGAGGUAGAUGGUGGAGUUGGUCCGAGUAAUGCAUACAAGGUAAUUGAGGCCGGAGCCAAUGCGUUGGUUGCUGGCUCUGCUGUUUUCGGAGCUCCUGAUUAUGCUGAAGCUAUCAAAGGGAUCAAAACCAGCAAAAGGCCUGUAGCAGUUGCAGCAUAAACUUUGCAUUCCGGAUUUUUAUUUUAGGUUCCACACUCUCUAUUUCUGAGUAGUCUCCUUACUAAUGCUAAAUGUAGGU
Messenger RNA from Salvia miltiorrhiza (redroot sage), 467 nucleotides. RefSeq names its product ribulose-phosphate 3-epimerase, chloroplastic. Gene Ontology annotation, biological process: pentose-phosphate shunt, non-oxidative branch; carbohydrate metabolic process. Gene Ontology annotation, molecular function: metal ion binding; D-ribulose-phosphate 3-epimerase activity. The record is from RefSeq and is a predicted model, not a curated record. The transcript is spliced from 5 exons. Lineage: Eukaryota; Viridiplantae; Streptophyta; Magnoliopsida; Lamiales; Lamiaceae. The coding region runs from base 122 to 388 and encodes 88 amino acids. Gene Ontology annotation, cellular component: cytosol.